This is a messenger RNA of Egretta garzetta (little egret), 582 nucleotides long. RefSeq names its product methionine sulfoxide reductase B2 (gene MSRB2). Gene Ontology annotation, cellular component: cytoplasm. The record is from RefSeq and is a predicted model, not a curated record. NCBI's taxonomy places the organism in Eukaryota, Metazoa, Chordata, Aves, Pelecaniformes, Ardeidae. Gene Ontology annotation, molecular function: peptide-methionine (R)-S-oxide reductase activity. Gene Ontology annotation, biological process: protein repair; response to oxidative stress.
AUGGAGGACCUGAUCUGCUGGUGCACCACUUCAAAUGUGGAUCGUGGCGUUGGUAUGAGCAGGAUCUGCCUCUUCCACCGCCGCACUCAUUUUAAUCAAGGAGGGGCUUGCAAUCAACUGGAUAACAGAGAGGAUGAUGAGGCUAGGGCGGACAAGCUUUCUGCUUUCUGCUCCCGCUACUCCCCUGGACUGGAAAAAAAAUUGACUCCAAAGCAAUUUGUUACAAGAGGAAAAGGAACUGAACUGCCAUUUAGUGGGAUCUAUCUGAAUAACACAGAAUCGGGAAUGCACUACUGCGUGUGCUGCAACACCCCACCAUCUGGUUUCCUCUAUUGCUCAGAAAAGAAGUGCAAUUCUGGGACUGGAUGGCCGUCGCUUUCUGAGGCUUAUGGUACUUGUGGCAGAGAUGAAAUUAAUACCAGUAUCAUGAGAUGAACAGAUAACUCGUUGGGAUCAACUAGAACUUGCAAGCAAUGUGAUGCCCAUCUAGGCCAUGUGUUUGAUGACAGUCCCACACCUUCUGGGCAGAGGCUCUGUAUCAUCAGUGUCUCACUAAACUUCAAACCAGGCUCUGGUCAGUGA